GGAGAACGCUCGGUCGAAGACGGCCUAGCAAAAAUUACGUCAUAUUAUGUGGAUUAUGGGUUAGACUUAGGGUAAGGGUUAGGGCUAAGUCUAGGGUGAACACCCGAAUUAGGGUUAGACUUAGCGUUAGCCCUGUUUACGCCUCGAGACAUUGACGAAAUCUGCAGCCCUAACCCUUACACUAACCCACACUACACAUAUGACGUCAUAAUCAUACUUGCUGUACCGUCUCCGAUCUAUAGCGUUAUCCACAUUAAUCACCUGCGAUAUCACCUCAGUGGAAGCGGACGUAAAAUACAACUAACACACACAAUCAAUUUCACGUCUAUAAAAAUUAGUUACGUUAUCUAGAAGGUCCAUACUAUAUAUAAUUUUAACCAAUAAUUUUGUUGGGCUGACCGUGGUGAUAAUAUUAAUAGUGCAAUGGAUCUGUCUUGGAGUUGGACUCAUAUUCGUGUACGUGUUUUUCUGUACCGGUAGACGGGUAGUGUAAGACAUUAGAGUAAGACUAGCUACCUAAAAACGUUGAGAUGUACUGAUGUGAGGGUUGAGGGAUGAGGUUUGUUAUCGAGACAGCUGAAGUGAUAAAUUUAAGUCAUUGACUUGACUUUUUCAAAAAUGUAUCUUGAGAAAUUGGCAGAGGGGAAAACAGAGAUUGGAGAAAGUGGUCUGCCACCAUGUCUUCCUAAAAAUUUUGAUGUGACCAAAUUCGAUAGAGGUAGAAAGUUUAUUCAAGAACAUGUGAUAUGCCAUGUAUUGGCAAUGUUUAUUUCUCUUGUGUGUGGCAUGAGUGUGGUGAAUCUCCUGGAACCUCUGCUAUUUACCAACAAUUCUGACACACCAAAGAAAGCUUAUAGGAGAUACAUGUCAACCUUUAUGCAUGUAACCAAAUGGUAUUAUGGCAAUAUCUGGGAAGAAAGUAACAAAGCACACACAUCCAUCCUCACAGUUCGAAACAUGCAUAAUAAAGUACGAAAAGAUAUGACAGCCCAUGAAGCUAAAAUUAAAAACAGUGAAAGUGGUGAUCUUGAUUUUUCAAAUCAUGAGAGUAUUGUAUCAGAAAAAAACUCAUCCUGUCCUAUGGCAAUGAAAAAUGUUCGACUGUCACAAUAUGACAUGUCUUUGGUACAAUGUGGAUUUUUAGGAAUUGUUGUCAUGUACCCACGAUUUGUUGGUAUAGACUGUACUGAAGCAGAGUUAGAUGAUUUUGUUUAUUUUUGGUAUGGUGUGGGAUAUAUGUUAGGAAUAACAGACAAGAAUAAUAUUUGUAAGGAAGGUUUUCACGUAACAAGAAAUAUUUGUAAGGAAAUUGAAGAAAAGAUUUUGAUUCCCUCACUGGAAAACCCCCCUCCCCAAUUUUAUCCCAUGGCCAAAGCUUUUAUUGAUGGAGGAAAUAUCGAACAUAGAAAUAAACUGAAUUCUGUUGAGUCUGUCCUUGCAAUAGGAUAUUAUGGCAUGAAUGUAAAGUUACCUAAACUCUCGUUCAUAGAUUAUUGUAGAUAUUUAUUUUUACGUGGAUUUGUGAUUGUGGUUUAUUAUUGUCCACCUGUGAAGAAAUUAUUUAAUAAGAUUAUAUGCUAUGUUUUUUGGGACAGUAGUGUUUUAGAAAAAAAGAUGAAUUAAAAAAUAAAAAAAAUCUUUGUGCACUAAUGUGCAGAACUUACAAUCAGCAUUGUUAUUAUUCAGGGGCAGAUCAGCCUUUUUAAAAAGGGUGGGUAGGGUAGUGGAAUCAACAAUUAAACAUUCGGUUCAAUAUAAUUACUCAAAAUAAUGUUUUUUAUUAGCAUAGAUCGAGUUAAUAUUUUUGAAUUGUAGAAUAUCAUUUAUUGUGAUACAAAUCAGGCAUAUAAAAUCUUUUUCAUGCAUUUAUUGUUGCCAAAAGAAAAAGAGAUGGUUGAAAAACUUUAAUGUUAGGCCUACUAAAAGCCAAAUUGUAAAAAUUUCAAUUAUACAACUAUGUAAUAAAUCUUUCUGCCCAUGAACAUUUAUAAACCUGAUAAGGAUGGUAGGAAAGUAAAUAAAUCAUAUCCUAGUUGGUUAUCACCAUAAACUUUGAACAGUUCUUAUCAAGUCAUUCAACAAAUCAUAUUUAGUUUCCGUAUGGAGUAAAAAUGUAAUAUAUUAUUAUUAUCAAAUAGAGCAAUGUGUGUGUAAAUGAUGUUAUCAAGAGAUAAACAGUAGAUAUUAAAUGAGAGAAUUGCAUUAUAACAGAGUUAGGUUUUCCUAUAAUAAUUCAUAAAUUAUAGGUGUAUUUAUUAUGAUUAAAACAGCUUAUUUUAAUGACAACAAAUUACAUUUAAACUUAAAAUAUAGGAAAAGAAAUUAAGCAAUGUUUGUCUCUUGGCGCUGGUUGCUGAGUUUAGUUUAAGAAACUAUGUGAUAUUUUGAAUAAAAAUGUUAAUAUUU
Molecule: messenger RNA, 2406 nt
Organism: Patella vulgata (common limpet)
Lineage: Eukaryota; Metazoa; Mollusca; Gastropoda; Patellidae
Exons: 2
Coding region: 619-1623 (334 amino acids)
Molecular function (GO): oxidoreductase activity
Source: RefSeq, a predicted model, not a curated record